Messenger RNA from Daktulosphaira vitifoliae (grape phylloxera), 519 nucleotides. RefSeq names its product thiamine transporter 1-like. Gene Ontology annotation, cellular component: plasma membrane. Lineage: Eukaryota; Metazoa; Arthropoda; Insecta; Hemiptera; Phylloxeridae. Gene Ontology annotation, biological process: transmembrane transport; vitamin transport. The record is from RefSeq and is a predicted model, not a curated record. The transcript is spliced from 5 exons. Gene Ontology annotation, molecular function: vitamin transmembrane transporter activity. The coding region runs from base 1 to 519 and encodes 172 amino acids.
AUGAAUUCAAAAUGUAUUGAUCAAUCUGCAGCAAAAUCAUCAACUUCUCAUCCGCAAAAUAAUAUCGAAGAAAAUUCACCAAAAAAAAUACAUGAGACAGAAGUCCAGAAAAGGGAAAAUGUGAAUUUAAAAAAAGCGUUUUUACAUCUUUGGAAUGAUUUCAAACAAUCUUAUUCGGAUCCUUACGUUGUUAAAUUAUGCUUUUGGUGGGCUUUAGCUUUUGGUGCUUACGUUCAAGUUUAUACGUAUAUCAACGUUUUGUACACAUAUGUUUUAAAUUUAAAUAAUGAUGGGGAUUUUACUUUGUAUAAUGGUGCUGCAGAAUCAUUAAAUACCCUAAUCGGUACAACUUCACUAUUUUUCAAAUCUAAAUCUGAAGUAGCGAAACGAUUAGGAAAAGAUAGCUAUGGAUUAGUUUUUGGAUUUAAUUCAUUUAUAGCUCUCUUUUUACAUACAUUGAUGACCUAUGGAAUGGUCCAAGGACAUAUUAUUAGUGUCACAGUAGCUCAACAAAGAUAA